GUGUCAGACCGGAUGUGGUCUGCAGCACAGCGGGUCGUGGGCUCCGAUUCUCGUCCUGGUCUUCACUUCUCUCCCUCUCAGCAGCAUUCACAGAGGACCGGAGCAGCCUAGCAGCGGUAUAACGCACACACCAUGGCAGAGCAGGAACCCACACCAGAGCAGCUGGCAGAGAUCGCAGCAGCCAACGACGAGGGCGACUGUCCGGUCAACUACAAAGCUCCCGCCCAGAAGAGUUUACAGGAGAUCCAGGAACUGGACAAAGACGACGAGAGCCUGCGCAAGUACAAGGAGGCGCUGCUGGGGAAAGCCGAUGAUGUCGCAGAUCCAAGCGUCCCCAACGUGCAGGUGACCAGGAUGACCUUGCUGUGCGAGACAGCGCCAAACCCUCUGGUCCUGGACCUGACAGGAGACCUGGACGGUUUCAAGAAGAAGCCGUUUGUGCUGAAGGAGGGAGUCGACUACAGAAUCAAGAUCAACUUCAAGGUCAACAAGGAGAUCGUGUCCGGCCUGAAAUACAACCAGACCACGUUCAGGAAAGGGGUGAAGGUCGACAGGUCCGACUACAUGGUGGGCAGCUACGGUCCCAGACCGAAGGAGGAGUACGAGUUCCUCACCACCAUGGAGGAGGCACCCAAAGGCAUGCUGGCUCGCGGCACCUACAACAUCAAGUCCAAGUUCACCGACGACGACAAGCACGAUCAUCUCUCCUGGGAGUGGAGCCUCACGAUCAAGAAAGACUGGAAAGACUAAACCUCCACCCUCUCUGCAUUCCUCUCUCUCUCUCUAUCUCUCCUCCUCGUGUCAUCCUCUGCUUUGUCUCUCUCUUUCUCUCUUUUUAUGUCCGGAUUAUGUUUGAUCCAAGCUUUCUGCUCUCUCCGUCCGACGCCACCUCCCCUCCUCCUCCUUCAGUCUCCUAACUCUGAUCACUUCAUCAUUCCACCCCUUUUGUUAACGCUCCCUUUUGUUAAGUAUUACACCUUUAAAAUGGAGAAAGCAAAUAAUGUGCACAAUCCAGAUUUAUAGGUUACUUUUGUUUAUAAAGGAAAAACAAGAAAAUGUUGAAAAAAUAAGAACGAUGUGAUUUCUGUGCUUCUCUCUUCAUCCUUCUCUACAUUUCACAUGCUUUUUGUAUGAUUACCGUGAUCUGCCUUUUGAAAGCAUCGUACAGGGAGCAGUAGCGCUGCUGUGUGUACUGUAUGUGGCCGCUGUACGCUCGUUGAGCAAUCGUUGCUGGACACGACUCUUGGACGCAGCUCUCCUUAAGCCUUUGAGAAGAUUAUUUGUACCAGAGUCUUGGGUGAAUUAUUUGGAAUUAAGGCCACCUCUUUAACCGGGGGCCCCACUGGGAGAAGAAGUGAGGGGGGAACAGAAUUACCUCUAACCCUGUGUUACCCGCUCACUUUCAGGGGGCGGCUUCUCCUCCCCUGAGCAGUUUAAUCAGCAGCCAUGUGGCCUUAUUGAAGAACUCCAAACAGAGCAAAGUUGCCUUCUGAUUAUUUGCCAGACCAUCACAUGGGACUGUUUUUAUAAUAACUAGACUUGUAAUACACGGACAGGGCAUCAGGACUAAGAGUUUAACACCUUUUAUUCAGGUUUUGUAAAAACAAUGCGCAUCUUUAUCACCGCAGUAACCGUAGUAACUCUUUAGAGCAACAUCAGCUGUAAGAAGUCCAGGUCGUACUCAUGUCCCUCUUUGUAUCUGAGGCCACGAGGACUCACCUCGCAGCGCUCACCGUGCCUCCGGUCUCUUACGACCUCAUGCUGCUCGACAUCAGUGAGCGGAGAUGUCUGUAUUUGACUCCUGAACCAGUAUCCAGACCAGUCCCCCCCCCCCCCUGUCACAGACGUCCUGCCAUAGAAAGUGUUGUUUCUGUAACCUUUACACUCCGUGGGUAUGUGAAUGAAGUCCAGCAGCUUCACUGGUUUCAUGUGUUAUGGGCUGAUGUGUCUGUGUGUGGGUUUGACGUGGUCGAUGUGUGCUACCUGUUGUUCCCUGCAGUGUACUGAUCUCCUGUGUUCAUAUUAAAGUGUCCAGACUGGGUCCUA
Notolabrus celidotus (New Zealand spotty) is the source of this 2046-nucleotide messenger RNA. RefSeq names its product Rho GDP dissociation inhibitor (GDI) alpha (gene arhgdia). Lineage: Eukaryota; Metazoa; Chordata; Actinopteri; Labriformes; Labridae. The record is from RefSeq and is a predicted model, not a curated record. The transcript has 6 exons. Gene Ontology annotation, biological process: Rho protein signal transduction. Bases 133 to 750 code for a protein of 205 amino acids. Gene Ontology annotation, molecular function: Rho GDP-dissociation inhibitor activity; protein binding. Gene Ontology annotation, cellular component: cytosol; cytoplasm; membrane.